GCUAGCGUAGUUUUGUUGGUGUACGAUUUUCGAACAUUCGAUUCGAAAUCGCGAGAACUAUCGCCCAGCCGAGAGCCACGGCGAGAGUCCACCAACCAAUUCAGUCGCGAACGGACCGCGCAGUGUGGCAGUUGUGUUUUCGAGAUAGCGGGACUGUUGUGUGGGACUGUGAGUUAAGUCAUUUUCUGCAGAGUUUCCCCGCGGUGCAGUGAGAGCAGCUAGCGCGGUUGUGAAUCGAGCGAGCAAGAGCAAUCAAACAAACAUGAUCGGCAGUGACUACGUGCUGGAGGCACAUAACAUUUACCAUACCACCGAGGUUGACACCGGCGGUUGCUUCAAUGGUGGUGGCCAAUCGGCGCUGGUUCUGAAGGGUGUCCACUUGACGGUGCACAGUGGUGAAGUGAUGGCCAUUCUGGGCUCCAAGGGUAGCGGCAAGCGCGCCCUGUUGGAUGUGAUCGCACGCCGUUCCGAAGGAUCCUCCCGCGGUCAGGUGCUGCUGAAUGGGUCUCCACUGACGAAAUCACUGUUUCAGCAGCGCUGCGGAUACGUAACGCAUGCCUGUACCUUUGUGCCCGGAUUGACUGUCUCGCAGACGCUGAACUACACUCCAACCAUUCUUGGUGGGUAUUUGAAGAGCUCGAAGGUGCGCCAGGUGCUGGCUGAUUUGGCGCUGUCACAGGUAUCGCACAAAAAGGUGGAAAAUUUGAACAUCAGUGAGAAAAGGCGGCUGGCUAUUGGAAUUCAGCUUGUACGGGAUCCGGUUAUGCUGUUGCUAGACGAACCGACACAGGGACUUGAUCCGCUGAGUGCUUAUCUGCUGAUCAGUAUUCUGUCCAACUCGGCGAAGAAGACAGGCUGCGGGAUUCUGCUUUCAAUGGAGAAACCUCGGUCGGACGUAUUUCCGUUUCUGGAUAGGGCUUUGUUCCUUUGCUUGGGAGGAGCUGUCUAUUCAGGCGGAACCAGAGCUAUGCUGGAGUACUUCCACGGGAUUGGCUUUCCAUGUCCACAGCUAGAGAACCCCCUGAUGUACUAUCUGUGCUUGUCAACCGUUGAUCGAAGAUCCCGUGACCGCUUUUUGGAAUCGAGUCAGCAGAUUGAAGCUCUGGUAGAACGUUUCGCGCGGGAAUCUCCCAUGCCAGAAGCUCCGAUUAAUCCCAUCGGUAGCGGCAAGAUUCCACUCGCCUAUGGCAAACCAGGAGAGCUCAAGGUUUGGGGCGUUCUGUAUCUGCGCCUGCUGGCGGCGACCUUCUCCUGCGGUUAUGCAGGUAUGAAGGCAAUGUUUCUGCGGUUGCUGGCCCUUCCAGUAGCCAUGGGACUCAUGUGGUUAUUCUACAGCCAAAUUGGAGACGAUUCGCGCGGUUUCUUCAGCAAAAGUGGAAUGAUUAUGACAGUACUAGGACUGAGUUAUGGAGUGGGCAUUUGGACUACGAUAAGCUUGUUUCCCACCUGGAGAAAACGUUUUUGUCAGGAAUACUCGGAGGGUUUGUAUACCGGAGCUACCCUACUGAUUGCUUACAAUGCAGUGUCGAUGCCAUUUUCCUUCAUCUCGGCUGCCAUCGCAUCGUGCGUAUUUUAUCCACUCGUGCUGAAUCCUACGACCCCCGAUGGCCUUACCUUCAUGUACAUCGUAAUCGCACUAUGGACUUGUUUCGUGCUUGCCGAGCAGCUUAGCAUUGCCUUCCUGCUGGUGAUAAAGUCCCAGAUUAACGCAGCGAUCGCUGUUUCCUAUACUCUGGUCAUCUGUCUGUCCCUAGCUAGCGGAACAGUACGCUCAUACAAAGGGCUUUCGCCAUGGCUGCAGGAAAAUGCCAAAGGAAUUCACACGAAGUACGCCAGCUCACUGCUGCAUACGACCAUCUUUCAUGCACGCCGGAUGGAUUGCAAUCCCGCGGCAGGGCUAACUUGUCCACAGCCGGCCGAGUUUCUGCUAGAGCGCAUCGGCAAAGCUCACCCGCAAGAGACGACCGACAUUGCGGCUUGCAUUGCCUUCGCACUGGGUUUGUGCGCCUUCAACAUGAUUCUAUAUUUGCUUCCAAUGCCACGGUGCGUGAGACGAAAGUUUCGGGAUUGACGCGGUUGACAGUCCGAAUGGAUUAUUUUAGAGUGAUUUUUAAUUAUUUAUGCCUAACGUUAAACUGAAAUAAUAAAGAAAAAGUAAGCUAUUGCUAUCUGAAA
Messenger RNA from Wyeomyia smithii (pitcher-plant mosquito), 2175 nucleotides. RefSeq names its product ATP-binding cassette sub-family G member 5. The record is from RefSeq and is a predicted model, not a curated record. Gene Ontology annotation, molecular function: ATP binding; ATP hydrolysis activity; ABC-type transporter activity. Gene Ontology annotation, cellular component: plasma membrane. The transcript has 7 exons. The coding region runs from base 263 to 2071 and encodes 602 amino acids. NCBI's taxonomy places the organism in Eukaryota, Metazoa, Arthropoda, Insecta, Diptera, Culicidae.